This is a messenger RNA of Lagopus muta (rock ptarmigan), 1244 nucleotides long. RefSeq names its product leukotriene C4 synthase-like. Gene Ontology annotation, cellular component: membrane; nuclear envelope; endoplasmic reticulum. Gene Ontology annotation, molecular function: glutathione transferase activity; glutathione peroxidase activity; leukotriene-C4 synthase activity. Gene Ontology annotation, biological process: leukotriene biosynthetic process. The record is from RefSeq and is a predicted model, not a curated record. Lineage: Eukaryota; Metazoa; Chordata; Aves; Galliformes; Phasianidae. The transcript is spliced from 6 exons. Bases 381 to 818 code for a protein of 145 amino acids.
CCAUCCUGCAGCACUGCUCUGAAGUGGUAAUCAGGAGGUAGGAGGGAUUAACGGCUGCAGGAGGUGAUGGCAGAAGCCCUGGCAGCGUGGGCACAGAGCAAUUCGUCCUGCGAUGAGUCAGUGGGAGGCGCAGUGAUUCUGCAUUGUGCACGUGGCACGGCAGUGAGGAGCAGGCAGCGUUCCUUUAGCUCCCAACCCUUUAAAUCUGUACCCAGCCUGGACCUGCAACUGCAGCAUUGUCACCAAUUAGGAGGAAAUUCUGCCGUGCCAGCCUCGGAAGGGCAAGCCUGUGCUGCCUGCACCGCCACCCAACGCAUCAGCAAGGACUGCACCUGGCCAGAGGAGAUCCUGCUUGGGAAAUCAGGUUUUAUAGUGUCGCUAUGUUGGAGCAGAUCCAUCUGCUGGCUGCCGUGACGGUUCUUGGGGUCCUGGAGCAAGCCUACUUCUUCCUCCAGGUGAUCCAUGCAAGGCGCACGUUUGGCGUUUCUCCUCCCAACAUCUCAGGCCCACCUGAAUUUGAGCGGAUCUUUCGAGCACAGGUGAACUCCUCAGAGUAUUUUCCCAUUUUCGUGGCACUCCUGUGGCAGGCUGGACUCUUUUUCCACCAAGGUCUGGCUGCAGCCCUGGGCCUGCUCUAUCUUUACUCCCGCUAUUGCUACUUUACGGGAUACAGAGCAUCAUCCUCAGACAGGCUCACCCCCAUCUACUUCAGCACCGCAGUUCUCUGGUUGCUCGUUGCAGCAGCGACCCUGGGCCUCCUGCAUUUCUUUCUCUCUCACUAUGUGGGUCUGAAUGUCCUCCGGCUGCUUGCAGCAUGAUGCUCCUGGCCGUCACUGGCAUCACCACUUCAUAUCUGCCCCCAGCUACAAGCCCACCUCACUGUGCUUCCAACACCUGUGGAGCUGGCAGAGCCACAGAGGCCUUUCUGAAGGUUGUUUGUGCCCAGCACUCCAUGCCUAGCUGCUCUGUAUGACUGAUGGCCAAAGCAAGGAGAAUUUUUGGAAAACAGAAGUAAGCUCUUCUCAGCCCCCGCAUCCAGCCCAGGCACCAUGGGGUCAGCACAGCCUCCCAUGGUGCACAGCCAGGAAGAGAAUUUCUGAGGAAGCAUCCAUAGGCUGGGGCAAGGCAGAGACAAGGGGUGACCCAGAUCAGGUCCCUGCACACUGCUGGCUGUGCUGCACCAGUGCUGCCGCACACAACAUGCACAGGAGCAGCUGCCAAUAAAAGGACACUGAGCUUGCUGA